ACUCAUUAAAACAUUACUACGCUGAACAAUACCUCUCUGCAAGGCACACAGAAAACAGCAGAAUGACGGAAGCCCAGGAUGUGUUAAAAAACAUCCAGCGAAAACCUGGCAUGCAGAUCUGGACCAUCAGUAAAAUGAAAAUGGUCCCUGUCCCAGAGCAAGCAUAUGGAAAUUUUUUUGAAGGUGACUGCUACAUUAUUCUUAAUGUGAGCAACAGCGCCACUCAAUCCAGUGACAUCCACUACUGGAUAGGCAACGCUUCCUCUCAGGACGAGCAGGGAGCAGCAGCCAUCUACGUGACCCAACUGGAUGAGAGUCUCGGCGGAAGUCCGGUUCAAUACCGCGAAGUCCAGGGAAGUGAAUCGGCUAAAUUCAAAAGCUACUUCAAGAAUGGCCUCAUAUAUAAGAAAGGAGGUGUGGGGUCAGGAUUCUCACACGUGGAGACCAAUGUGUAUAACAUUCAGCGCCUGCUUCACGUCAAAGGAACGAAACAAGUGACUGCAAGAGAGGUGGAGGUUUCCUGGAGCAGUUUUAAUCUAGGGGACAUAUUCCUGCUGGACUUGGGAAAAGCAAUAAUACAGUGGAACGGUCCUCAAAGCAACAGACAAGAAAAAUUAAAGGCCGUGAUGCUGGCUCAGGACAUCAGGGACCGGGAGCGUGGAGGCCGCGCUCAGAUUGGUUUGAUUGAGGGUGGGCAGGAGGAAGCCUCUCCUGACCUCAUGAAGAUCAUGCUAUCUGUUUUAGGUCAUAGGACCGUUCACCUGAAAGAGCCAAUCCCUGAUGAUAAACCAGACCCAAACCAGAUCUCCAACGUCAAACUGUACCAUGUGUCUGAUGCCAGUGGUCAGCUGUUGGUACAGGAAGUGGCUGCCAGUCCACUAACCCAGGAUUUGCUGAAUUCUUCUGAUUGCUAUAUUUUAGAUCAAGGUGGCAGCUCGAUAAUGGUCUGGAAAGGAAAAGGAGCAUCAGAUGAAGAGAGACGCUCAGCACUGAGUCGGGCGGUCGGCUUUAUAAAAGCGAAGAACUAUCCGUCCAACACAAAAGUGGAGGUCAUGAGUGAAGGAGGUGAAUCCGCCAUGUUUAAACAUCUCUUCAAGUCCUGGAAAGAAAAAGGACAAACUCAGGGACUGGGAAAGAUGCAUACAGUGGGAAAGAUAGCUAAAGUGGAUCAGGUGAAGUUUGACGUCAUGGAGCUUCAUGCUCAGCCGAAGCUGGCUGCUCAGGAGCGGAUGGUGGACGACGCCUCGGGACAUGUUCAGGUUUGGCGCAUUGAGAAUCUUGAACUGAAGGAGGUAAACCCAAGCACAUACGGACAGUUCUACGGAGGAGACUGUUAUCUAGUGUUGUACACCUACAACAGAGCCAACAAAGCGCAGUACAUCCUCUACAUGUGGCAGGGUCGCCAUGCUACACAGGAUGAGGUGACGGCAUGUGCUUAUCAGGCGGUGAAUUUGGAUAACAAAUACAAUGGAGCCCCAACGCAGGUCAGAGUGGUCAUGGGAAAAGAGCCCAGACACUUCCUGGCCAUCUUUAAGGGCAGACUCAUCAUUUUUGAGGGUGGGACAGGUAGACCAGGUGUUGUGAACCCUGACCCUGGUGCCAGAUUCUUCCAGGUCAGAGGAACACACGAGAUGAACACCAAAGCAACGGAGGUGCCCGCCCGAGCCGGCUCGCUAAACACCAAUGAUGUCUUUCUGCUCAAAACUCAUCAGAAUGUCUUCCUGUGGUAUGGCAAGGGCUGCAGUGGAGACGAGAGGGAGAUGGGAAAAGCCGUAGCUGAUUUGCUUUCUGAGCAGGACAAGCAGAUAGUGAUGGAAGGACAGGAACCGGCUGCCUUCUGGGUGGCUUUGGGAGGGAAAGCUCCAUACGCCAGCGACAAGAGACUGGAGAAAGAAGUGGCACUUCACGAACCUCGUCUGUUUGAAUGCUCCAAUCAGACGGGCCGGUUCCUCAUGACAGAAGUGGUUGACUUCACACAGGACGACCUGGACGAGGAUGAUGUCAUGCUCCUGGACACCUGGGAGGAGAUUUUUCUUUGGAUCGGCAACUCAGCCAAUCAGUACGAGACUCAGGAGUCCUAUAGCAGUGCGGUGGACUAUCUUAAAAGCCACCCAGCCAGACGGGACCCUGGGACACCCAUCACCUCUGUGAAACAAGGCUAUGAGCCUCCCACCUUCACCGGCUGGUUUAAUGCUUGGGAUGCUCAUAAGUGGAGCGGAGGCCUUUCUUAUGAGGAGAUGAAAAGCAAGAUGGGUGAAAUUUCGCAAAUCACUGUGAGUCUCAACAACACAAACCUGAAUAAGAAGACAGGAGGAGCGGGCGGAGGGAGCUACAGUGCUCCCGGAGGUCCGGGGAAUCAGAGGGUGUCCUCCUCCGUCUCCGCUGUGUACGCAGACCAUUCUCCCAGCAGAGCAAUGCCUUCUGGGGUGCCUCAUUCUGAGCAGCUAGUUAAAACUCCUCAAGGAGUGGACCCUGAAAAACGAGAGGAAUAUUUGACUGACGCAGAGUUUGAGAAUCUCCUCGGAUGCCCCCGUGACAAUUUCCAGCGGCUGCCUAAAUGGCGUCAGAACGACCUUAAAAAGAAGGCAGGGCUGUUUUGAGUUGGUUUUAUUAAACUGAUCUUCAGACCCGAUUAUUGUGCUUCAUGUGUAUUUUGGGCUAGAAGAUUGUCACCAAGAAAAUGUCAUCGAUUUAUUCACGUUUCAACUCAAAAGCUGAUAGAAAUGCUUUGUAAAUAUCUUAAUAUCAAACUUUAAAAUUGUAUCGCCAAAAUAUCUGUAUUGGUCACAUACAGUAGAACGUGACUUCUAGUGCUAAUAAAAACACAAUGUAUGCCGAGAAA
Puntigrus tetrazona (Sumatra barb) is the source of this 2842-nucleotide messenger RNA. It is a transcript of the gene vill, whose product is annotated as villin-like. Gene Ontology annotation, molecular function: phosphatidylinositol-4,5-bisphosphate binding; actin filament binding. Gene Ontology annotation, cellular component: cytoplasm; actin cytoskeleton. The transcript is spliced from 20 exons. Gene Ontology annotation, biological process: cytoskeleton organization; actin filament severing; actin polymerization or depolymerization. NCBI's taxonomy places the organism in Eukaryota, Metazoa, Chordata, Actinopteri, Cypriniformes, Cyprinidae. The record is from RefSeq and is a predicted model, not a curated record. The coding region runs from base 63 to 2600 and encodes 845 amino acids.